GCGAAUUUACAUUCACAAAUGCAAGGAUUAUCCUUAGGUGAUAGUAAUAAACCGAAAACCAUACAAAAGUUACCUAGUAAAUAUAAACCAAAUGAUGUUAAUAGGAUGCCAAAUUUAAUCAAAAUGGCUAACAGUUUGAACACUCAAUCAACGACGCAUAAGGCAAAUAACGAUAGUCUCAUCGGUACAUAUGAUGGUGGUUUAGAACGCGAUGAAGAGGAUAGAAAGAGUGACUUAGCAGGUGGUGAUAAAGGUAGAAUAUUAGAUUUACAAUUACGUGGACAAGCGUGGAACUUGAAUAUGUUUGACGUUGGUAGACCUCUAGGUAAAGGUAAAUUUGGUAGAGUUUACAUGGCACGUACGCGAACUCAACCACCAUUCGUCGUUGCAUUGAAGUGUCUUUAUAAGACUGAAUUAGUAGAAGCACGCGUAGAAAAGCAAUUAAGAAGAGAGAUAGAAAUUCAAGCUAAUUUAAGACAUCCUAAUAUUUUACGUUUAUAUGGUUUCUUUUAUGAUGGUAAACGUAUUUUCCUCAUGAUAGAGUUUGCUGGAAAGGGUGAACUUUACAAACAACUCAAUAAAUUAGGUAGAUUUAGCGAUAAGCGUAGUAGUAGAUACAUAGCACAAAUGGCAGAUGCUUUACUUUAUCUUCACAGUAAACACGUCAUUCAUAGAGAUAUCAAACCAGAAAAUCUACUCUUAGGUAUAAACGGAGAAUUGAAGAUUGGUGAUUUCGGUUGGUCGGUACAUGCGCCAGGAAAUAGAAGAACAACAUUAUGUGGUACAUUAGAUUAUCUACCACCUGAGAUGAUUGAGGGAAGGGAACAUACAGCAGCAGUUGAUUUAUGGAGUUUAGGUGUUUUAGCUUAUGAAUUUUUGGUUGGUGGACCACCAUUUGAAGAGAGUGGGCAUAGUGCAACAUAUAGACGUAUAAGUAGAGUUGAUUAUAGUAUACCUUCACACGUAUCACCUGAAGCACAAGAUUUGAUAAGCAAAUUACUAGUACAUGAACCUGAACAACGUUUGAGUUUGGAGAAAGUACAAAAUCACCCAUGGAUUCUUAAGUAUAAAAAAUCUUCUAGGUCAACAGGCGUUGUAUAAUUUUAAUCUAAACUCUGAAAAUUUCUUCUGGAAUUGAUGUAAAGCUUGUGAAUAAAGGUACACCAUUGUUUGAUUGAGUUGAUUGCAUAUCAAAAUUGCUACUUGAUGGUAAAAUGUGUAAAUAUUCUAAAAAGCAUAAAAAAUAAUUACUAAAUGUUGGUAAUUCAACAUGAUUGCAAUCUAAAAUUGGUCGCUUAUUUAAGCCAGCUGAUUGUGCGUAUAUUGAGUUAUCUAAAUCACUAUAAAAAUCAAUGCAAUUUGAACAUAAAUUUGGUUUUGAAGAUCUUCUACCUCUUUUAACUCUCUGACUAACUAAUAAAGGCUGUCUAUUAACUAAGUCUUCAUCUGUAAAGAGAUCUAAAAUUUCAGCUGAAAUGUUUGAGGGUAAACUGGAUGAUAUGCUCGAAGGUGUGAAUGUAAUGUUAUCAAAGUCACCUCCAAUGAAGGUACCCGUACCAUCAUGAGUUGGCAAUUGAUUAAACAUUUCGGACAUGAGAGUAUGUGGGAAAGAUAGGAGGCUAAUUAAGGUGAUGUCAUGAAACUAAUUAAGCACAUAAUUACAAAGGUACGAUAUGUAAACCUAAUGGACUACCAUUUAAAUUGAAAGUAUAGGUAAUUUCUUGAUUAUCUCUAAGAAUGAUAACUCUGACGUCGUUGCCUCUAUUCUCCUGUAUGAAUCCUGGUAACUUUUCAAAGUUAUCUAACGUGAGAUGACUAAAUGGACCGAAUUGGAUGAUCAGAUCAUCUUUCAACAAACCAGCGUUGUCUGCUAUUGAAGAUGGUUUUAUUGAUUUCACGAUAGACCAAGGGGUUGAAUGUUUAAUCGGCUUUCUAUCACUUGACGCCGCUGUUUUCGGUUGUUGCUCCAGGAAUUUAUAAAUAUCUUGAUUAAUUCUCUCUAAAUCAUUUUGUAAUACAGUCAACCUUUGUCUAUACUGAGUUAUAGUCACUAUAUCUAAAUCAUUCCUUGGGAAACCUUCUUUAUCUAGUAAAGGUGUAGAUUUCUUAAUAUUAUUAUCUUUAAAAUAACUAAAUAUUAUAUUUAAUUCAUUAUUUAUAUCUUCUCUUUUAUUAAUUAAAUCGCUCAUCUCUCUUCUAGAUUGACGUCC
This is a messenger RNA of Wallemia mellicola CBS 633.66, 2210 nucleotides long. Its product is annotated as Pkinase-domain-containing protein. Gene Ontology annotation, molecular function: ATP binding; protein kinase activity. Bases 124 to 1101 code for a protein of 325 amino acids. Lineage: Eukaryota; Fungi; Basidiomycota; Wallemiomycetes; Wallemiales; Wallemiaceae. The transcript is spliced from 4 exons. Gene Ontology annotation, cellular component: chromosome passenger complex; spindle midzone; spindle microtubule. Gene Ontology annotation, biological process: protein phosphorylation; mitotic spindle organization; regulation of cytokinesis. The record is from RefSeq and is a predicted model, not a curated record.